UGACGUGCAACUAGGAAGUUUAGAACGGUUGACCGGCCAGCGUUUCGUUAAAGCCGUGGAUAUUUGUCCGACAUAUCAGUUUUGUUUUCGGUUCAGAUAUACAUUUUUUUAAUUAUGGAAAUUAAAACGGAUGUCCUAAUUCUUACAGUGUUGUUUCUGGCGACAGUGCCCUUACAAAAUGUUGUUUGGGCGCAACUAAUCGGUGCUGAUUUCGAGAACGCAAUUGUCGUCUCUUCUGUGAUGAGAAAUAUAUUUGCGACACAAAAUAAGCACAUAAACCUGUUACCAGGAACCUUGUAUGAUGCUGGCAAUAUUACUACUACACAUAGUUUUGCAUUGAGGGACUUCAACACAAGGCUGCUCAACAUUGAUGUCGACUAUGCAAGAAAUAGACUAUACAUUUACGACUUAAACACGGCUUCUAUAUAUGCAGUGGAGAACUUCAACUGGAGAGGAGAUUUUUCCAACCUUUCCUUGACUGUAAUUCAUUCUGGUUUAUCAAGGUAUUCUACUCGUAUAUCCGUAGACUGGGUCUCAAACAAUAUAUAUUGGACGGAUGCUUUAUAUGGUUGGAUUGUUGUUCAGUCUGCAGACAAAGAAGACGAGUACAAAAUUCUGGUAGACAAUGACAUUGAAAAGCCUUACGCAUUAGUGGUUGACCCCAUUAGCAAGUAUAUGUUUUGGAGUGAUAUUGGUCGCACUGUGAAGAUUGUACGGGCGUCUUUAUCAGGUACUGACCAGAAAGCUAUCGUCACAACUGGGUUAGCGUUCCCGACCAGUAUUGCCAUUGACCAAGAGGAUAGCCGAUUAGUUUGGGUAGACGCGUCACGUGACACUCUUGAAACCAGCGAUUUAAACGGGGCUUCGCGGCGUGUUAUUCGCAGAUUGUCACACACGGAAUUCUAUGACGUUGCAGUGUUUAAGGAUCUGGUGGCUGUAAUAGAAUUGAAAAAUGGAACUUUAUUAGUGUUUAACAAAAAUACAGGUGAACUUUUUCAAACCCUCGGACUGACAGGUGGUGAACCUUUUGUUGCUGUUACACUAUAUACUGCAGAAAUUCAACCGCCGCAAGUUGAUGGUUGUUCAAGUUUCGGUUGUAGCCACAUUUGUAUAAACGAGAAGAAUGGUCCAGUAUGUUUGUGUAAAGAAGGCUAUACUCUCAAUCAAGAUGGCGUUUAUAAAACAUGUUCAGAGAACCUAGGUGCAUACCAUCGUGCGGUUGUGACUUCCAAUGCCAGUAGCAUUUGCUUAAUGGAUUUUCGAACUCUAACAUCAAACGUCAAUGCAAACAUUUCAGAAUGCUUCCUAAAAGGUGGAACCGCCAUCUCGCAAUUUGACAUUGAUAUGAAUGAACGCAAGCUAGUGUAUGUUGACGGCAGAGAAAUAAUCAGUGUCAAUAUUGGUGCGAAUCCCGUAAAACAGAGACUGCUAUCAGCUACAGUAGCUAUUACAGGUAUUGUCAUUGACUGGCGAGAUAACAACGUGUACUGGUGUAUGGGUGGACUCGCAGGUAAAAUCAGCGUGGUUUCACAGGAAACAGGAAUGGGAUACAACUUGAUCACAACUAAUCUUGCGUACCCGAAACAUCUCAAUAUUGCCCCCUUUCACAGUAUUUUGGUAUGGAUAUCAGGGUCAGCUGGUUCACAGAAAGUAGAAAAAGCUGAAUUAGAUGGUUCAAAAAGAGUUACAUUGUUUACCAGUACGUCGUCGGUUGAUAUGAGAGGAUUAACGAUUGAUUUAUCAACUGCCACUAUAUACUUCAUUGAUAAUACCCAAGUCAAAAGUUGUGACUUUGAGGGGAAACAAUUGACGACAUUAGCGCCGACAUCAACUUUAAUGUCACCGAUGCUCGUCCUGUCUUACAAGAAUUUUCUGAUCGUUGCCGACGAUUCUUUCGCUAGCAAUGUUAUAAAGGUUUUUGAAAAGAAAUCUGAACCAGUAUUAAAAUACCAGAUGUCCAACAUUGACUUGGUUUCGAUGACGGACUUUCAUGUGCUAGAUGAAGCACUGCAGUCUGAGCAGCAGGGUCCAUGUGCUAUACUCAACGGAGACUGUGAACCAGAUUUGCAUUCCAAUCGGCAGAAAUAGGAUUUGUCAGUGUGAAUACGGGUACCAGCUUGACUUAGACAAGAGGAAAUGUUCUUCAACUCCUAUGACAGACAAUUUUCUCGUUGUAACUGACUGGACACAUAAUACAAUAUAUCAGGUGUCCCUAGUUAACGAUGAGGUCAGAGCUAUUGACACGGAUACUUUCGGGAGCCCAAUCGCUAUUGCUUAUAAUUUUAUCACAAGGCAGCUAAUGUGGAGUACCAACGAAUUAAUUCAUCAACUUAGUCUGGAAAAUCAUAAUUAUCAUGUUUUCUUUAAUACGGAGCUACUAGGGUGCCAUGCAGAUCGUUUCGCUAUCGACUACCCGAGUGGAAACUUAUACUACACCGCUAACCCCACUUCACAGACAGGGUUUGUUGGAAUUGGUGUUAUAUCAACUAAUAAUCUUCACAAACGUGUCCU
Messenger RNA from Ruditapes philippinarum (Manila clam), 2511 nucleotides. Its product is annotated as low-density lipoprotein receptor-related protein 2-like. Gene Ontology annotation, molecular function: calcium ion binding. The transcript has 14 exons. Lineage: Eukaryota; Metazoa; Mollusca; Bivalvia; Venerida; Veneridae. The record is from RefSeq and is a predicted model, not a curated record. The coding region runs from base 115 to 2088 and encodes 657 amino acids.